This is a messenger RNA of Papaver somniferum (opium poppy), 1619 nucleotides long. Its product is annotated as transcription factor PIF7-like. Bases 160 to 1401 code for a protein of 413 amino acids. Gene Ontology annotation, cellular component: nucleus. The record is from RefSeq and is a predicted model, not a curated record. The transcript has 6 exons. Lineage: Eukaryota; Viridiplantae; Streptophyta; Magnoliopsida; Ranunculales; Papaveraceae. Gene Ontology annotation, molecular function: protein dimerization activity.
ACUACUACAACUGUUUAUUAGUAGAGACAUCCAUCCCCAUUGUUUUAGAGCAAGCAAGAAAGAAACAGAGUUAGAUCGAGCAACACACUUAGAAUUAGAAAGAAAUCCAAGGAGCUAGAACAAGGAAAACCUGAUCUGUUGUCUGUCUCUCUUCAUUCAAUGUCUAGUUAUGAAGUUGCAGAGCUGACCUGGGAAAAUGGUCAGUUAUCCAUGCAUGAGCUAGGUGGGUCUGUUUCAUCAGAUCCAUCAAAACCACUAUGGGCUCGAGCCAGCGGUACGCUAGAGUCGAUCGUUCACCAGGCAACUUGUCACAACCCAAACCCAAAUAUGGUUGCAAACGGUCGAAUUUCCACGAUAAAUACUCUAUCCAGUGGGAAAAACCGGACGGAGAAUGCAUGUGAUGAUGAAGUACAGAUUGUGCAACAGUCCGCAAAAAAACGCUCACGGUCGCAGUCACAGUCGGAAUGCACUCUUACUAGGCACAAUACUAUGACUGCUAAUAUUGACGAUCUUCAAGUUGAACAUAGUAGAUGUGCUAGUGCGACCUAUUUACAUGAUGCUAAAACAACUACGACGACAACAUGGACAUCAUCUACCUCCCCAAACUGCAGCUUGAACACCAAAACCAUGGAGGAUGACGUUGCUUGCGCUAGCGGACCGGUAACUCGGGAUGAUCAAAAACAGGCUAAAAGCCAAACUGAAGCAGGCCAGUCUCAAAAUUCAACAAGACGUAGUCGUGUUGCUGCAGUUCACAACCAAUCAGAAAGGAGGCGUAGAGAUAGAAUCAAUCAGAAGAUUAGAGCUCUGCAGAAGUUGGUUCCAAAUUCAAGCAAGACAGAUAAAGCUUCGAUGCUUGAAGAAGUGGUUGAGUAUUUAAAAAGACUUCAAGCACAAAUUCAUGACAUGAUGAGUAUAAACAACAGAACCACAACUAUGGCAAUGCACCCACAGAUGAUGAUGCCUUUGGCUCUACAACAACAACAACAGCAGCAGCAUCAACUUCAGAUGUCUCUUUUAGCAGCAAGUAUGGGCAUGGGACUCGGAAUGGGAGUGAACCCAGCUGUUGCUUGUGCCACCCCCAGUAAUGCACAAAUUCCGCCUCAGCCUCCUUUCUUAAUGCAUCCGAUGAUGCAAGCACCCCCACUAUCUGCAAGUUCAGAUCACCAUCACAUUCCCAAUGCUAUGCCGGUCGAACCUUAUUACUCGUUUCUAGCGCAGUCGAUGAAUAUGGAUCUAUACAAUAAGAUGGGAGCAGUGUACAGGCAACAAUUAUAUCACCACGAGAAUAUGGCGGCACAAGGCAAUAGUAAGCUACUAGUACCUCCCAAGCAAACCAUGCACGACGCAAUGAUUGAUACUAUUUGUACCUACCAAUCAAACAAUGUACAACCUCAUGAUUAAUCACGAGCAUUUUUGUAUUAUUAACUAAUAAAUAAAAUCCUUUGUAAUGUUGUGAAUAAUUUGUUCCGGAUCUUAUCAACUCCAUGACAGUCCAGCUGGCUAAAUAUUGUAUGCAUCUUUUGGAGUUGGGACCAUUAUAUAUUACUACCAUUUUAGCCAGGCAGGCUACUUGUAUCCCUCACCGAUAAUUCCAAUCCGAAAAUGAGUAUCAUCAUCAA